AUGGGAAAAUGCAAGGCCGAGGAGUCUGACCUGGAUUUUCAUCUCAGUUGUACUUCUCUGAAUCUCAAAUUGCCACUUAAUAUAUCAAGAAAUAAUUUGGAAGCAUCUACUUGUAAAAUGACGGAGCUGUUUAGUUUUGAGAAAAAUGAAAGUAAGCUUCUGGCACAUGAUUCUUUAAGAAGUCUUGGAGCGCAUCCUAACCAUCCUAAUUUCAGGUUGAAAAGCCCAGAGAAUGGAAAUAAGAAGAAAAAAUUUUUGCUUUGUGAGCAAACCAAACAGUAUUUGGCUAGUCAGGAAGACAGUUCAAAUCCUAAUGGCAUCAAUGGAGAAGUGGUUGGAUCCAGAGGAGAAAGUAAGAUAUUGCCAACAGGAAACUCAGUGUCAGCAUUAAAUGUUGGCAAUAAUUCACCACCCCAAAAAGUAAAUACUAAGCUCAGCAAUAGUGGGCCUCCUGCAAAGUCAAAAAAAUUACACAAGCUGGUUGAGAAUUCCUUGUCCAUAAGUAAUCCAGCGUUCUUCGACUCUUUAGGACCCCCUCCUCUGUCAACAACUUGCCAUCACUGUGGCCUGUUUGGAUCGCACAGGUGUUCUCAGUGCAAGCAAGCAUACUACUGCUCCACAGCAUGUCAGAGGAGAGACUGGGCAGCACACAGCAUCGUCUGCAAACCUGUGCAGCAGAAUUUCCACAAACCGGAAGACAAUAAGUCACCUUUUGAAACAAAGAAAACAGAAUUGAAAAACGAGAGUGAUUAUCCACUUGGAGUUAUUAAAGAAGUAGCCAUUUGUGCUGAGAAAAUAAUGUUUUCUGAUUUGAGAAGUCUACAAGUCAUGAAAGCCAUGGAAAUAAAGGGUACGGUUACUGAAUUCAAACACCCAAGUGACUUUUACGUGCAGUUAUAUUCUUCAGAAGUUUUAGAAUACAUGAGCCAACUUUCUGCAAGCUUAAAAGAAACAUAUGCAAAUAUGGUGCAUGAAGAAGAUUAUAUUCCUGUUAAGGGGGAAGUAUGUGUGGCCAAGUACACUGUUGAUCAGGCCAUAAAGUGCUUUGUGGCUAAUGUUAUCCCAGCAGAAGGGAAUUGGAGCAAUGAUUGUAUCAAAACCAUUAAAUCACUGUUAAUGGAGCAGUACUGCUCUAUCAAGAUUGUCAGCAUCUUAAAAGAGGAAGUGAUUACCUUUGCUGUAGAUGUUAUGCUGCCAAGUUCAGGAAAAUUCCUAGACUGUGUACUUGUAGAAAUGGGGUAUGGCUUGAAACCCAUAGGACAAAAUUCUAAGCAAAAUGCAGAUCAAAGUGAUCCUGAGGAUGUUGGGAAAAUGACAGCUGAAAACAAAAUUGUUGUGGACAAAAGUAACCUAAUACCAAAAGUGUUAACUUUGAAUGUAGGUGAUGAGUUUUGUGGUAUGGUUGCCCAUAUUCAGACACCAGAAGACUUCUUUUGUCAACAACUACAAAGUGGCCAUAAGCUUGCUGAACUUCAGGCUUCCCUUAGUGAGUACUGUGGUCAAGUGUCUCCACGCUCUGAUUUUUAUCCAGCUAUCGGUGAUGUAUGUUGUGCUCAGUUCUCAGAGGAUGAUCAGUGGUACCGUGCCUCUGUUUUGGCUUAUGCUUCUGAGGAAUCUGUACUGGUUGGAUAUGUAGAUUAUGGAAACUUUGAAAUCCUUAGUUUGACAAGACUUUGUCCCAUAAUUCCAAAAUUGUUGGAAUUGCCAAUGCAAGCUAUAAAGUGUGUGCUGGCAGGGGUAAAGCCAUCAUUAGGAAUUUGGACUCCAGAAGCUGUUUGUCUCAUGAAAAAUAUUGUACAGAACAAAAUGAUCAUGGUGAAAGUGGUGGAUAAGUUGGAAAACAGUUCUCUGGUGGAGCUUACAGAUAAAUCCAUGACGCCCAACAUUAAUGUCACUAAAGCUCUCAUAGAAACAGGCUUUGCCGUGGGGGAAAAGGUGGUAGUGACAGAUAAACCCAGUGACAUGAAGGGAACCUGUGUUCCUUUGGGUGUAGAAGGAAAAGUCAAUCCACUGGAGUGGACAUGGGUUGAACUUGCCAUUGACCAAACAGUAGAUGUUGUGGUCUGUGUGAUGUAUAAUCCUGGAGAGUUUUACUGCCAUGUGCUUGAAGAGGAUGUUUUAAAGCAGCUAAAUGAUUUGAACAAAUCACUAGCAGAAUACUGCCAGCAGAAGUUGCCUAAUGGUUUUAAGGCGGAAAUAGAACAACCUUGUUGUGCUUUUUUUGCAGGUGAUGGUAAUUGGUAUCGUGCUUUAGUCAAGGAGAUCUUACCAAAUGGAAAUGUUAAAGUACAUUUUGUGGAUUAUGGAAACAUUGAAGAAGUGACUGCAGAUGAACUUCAAAUGAUAUCAUCGAAAUUUUUGAAACUUCCAUUUCAAGGGAUACGGUGCUGGUUAGUAGAUAUACAGCCUGCAAACCAGCACUGGACUAAAGAAGCCAUAGCAAGAUUUCAGACAUGUGUUGCAGGGACAAAACUCCAAGCCAGAGUGGAUGAGAUCACUGAAAAUGGGGUGGGAAUUGAACUUACCGAUAUUUCUACUUCUUAUCCCCAAAUCAUUAGUGAUGUUCUGAUUAAUGAGCAUCUGGUUUUAAAAGCUGGUUCACCCCAUAAAGACUUGCCAAAUAACAGACUGUUUAAUAAACAUGAUCUUCAAAUUGACACCCAGGAGCUUCUAGCCAUCUCUUCAGCUGAUCAGUGGAAGACAGUAGAAUUGCCAGUUAAUAAAACUGUGCAAGCAAGCAUUUUAGAAGUAAUAAACCCUAACCUGUUUUAUGCUCUACCAAAUGAGAUGCCAGAAAAUCAGGAAAAACUGUGUAUAUUGAGAGCCAAGUUGUUAGAAUAUCUCAAUGCUCAGGAAAGUCAACCGUCCUAUAGACCAAGAAUUGGAGAUGCGUGCUGUGCCAGAUACACAAAUGAUGGUUUCUGGUACCGUGCAAUUGUUUUGGGGAUAUCAGACACGGAUGUGAAAGUGCUCUAUGCAGACUAUGGGAACAUUGAAACCCUGCCACUUUCCAGAGUACAGCCAAUCACUGCCAGCCACCUGGAGCUUCCUUUCCAAAUUGUUAAAUGUUCACUUGAAGAAAAGAUGUGUAGGAUGAAUUGCUGCUGCACAGAAUUACAGAAACAAGUUGAAAAACAUGAACAGAUUCUUCUCUUCCUCUUAAGCAAUCCAACCAAUCAAAAUAAAUUUAUUAAAAUGAAAAAACUGUUACAAAGUUAA
Molecule: messenger RNA, 3219 nt
Organism: Cynocephalus volans (Philippine flying lemur)
Lineage: Eukaryota; Metazoa; Chordata; Mammalia; Dermoptera; Cynocephalidae
Gene: TDRD1
Product: tudor domain containing 1
Exons: 23
Coding region: 1-3219 (1072 amino acids)
Source: RefSeq, a predicted model, not a curated record